UGGGGGCGUUUCUUGCCGACUCCGCACAGAUGUUUGACUGAAUGUGGGAUUGGGGAGGAAAAUUAUGGAGUCUUGAUGCGUUGAGUUUGUGUGUGAAUACGAAAACAGCGCUGGAAUUUCCUCCUUUCGACCGGAAAACCCGCCACUGCUUCUCGGCUUCAAGCUCCUCAAGUUUGGUCGUUGCCGUCAUACGUCUGAGUAUCCAAGGGAUUUCUGUUUCGCUGCCGCUAUUUACCCUGGGAUAGCCUGCCUGGCUAAGGUUAGCCUCGGCUGCUAGCGGAGCUCUAUGGGAAUCUCCAGCCGGAGCGGCUCUUUAGCUCGCUAGCAGACUGAAUGCAUCCACGCGCCUCCCGCCGCAUCGGGGGCGUUCAGCCGCUACUGCUGCUGCAUUAUUCACGCGGUUUAUUGACACAUGGAAAUGAGGAAUAUUGGAUUACCAUGCACUGCUUACAUUUAUUUUGAGGGAUUUGCUGCACGGAAUGAGCUCUGUGAGAGAUGUCAAUCACCCCGUUGGAUUUAACAUGUUCGUGCCAUCAUGCUUGAUCUGCGAUCAUCCACACUAAUGUUUUGAUGGCAAGGGAUCUACGUGUUUUUUCCUUUCCUCUACCUGAUUUUAAACCCCUUAAACAUUAGUGAAUGCACAAAAGCCAAUUUUGGAUACUUUUGAGAACUUUUACAAGGAAAGGAUUUGUGAGGGGGUGGCGUCAGAACGCGAAAGUAUUCUAAACAAACUGUCAGCUCUAUAAAGAGGACAAAACCAUGGCUUCAGUGUGGAAGAGACUGCAGCGUGUUGGGAAACAUGCUUCCAAAUUCCAGUUUGUCGCCUCUUACCAGGAACUUGUGGUGGAAUGCACAAAGAAAUGGCAACCGGACAAGCUAGUUGUUGUCUGGACACGCAGGAGCCGAAGGAAAUCAUCCAAGUCUCAUAGCUGGCAGCCUGGCAUCAAGAAUCCCUAUAGAGGAGUGGUGGUGUGGCCUGUCCCAGAGAACAUAGAGAUCACUGUCACACUAUUUAAGGAUCCCCAUGCAGAGGAGUUUGAAGACAAAGAGUGGACCUUUGUCAUUGAAAAUGAAUCUCCGUCGGGUCGUCGGAAAGCGCUGGCCACCAGCUGCAUUAACAUGAAGCAGUACGCCAGUGCCAUGCCCACACAGACAGACGUCAAGCUCAAGUUUAAGCCGCUGUCCAAGAAAGUGGUUUCAGCAACACUGCAGUUCUCCCUGUCCUGCAUCUUUCUGCGAGAGGGCAAAGCCACUGAUGAAGAUAUGCAGAGUCUGGCCAGUCUGAUGAGCAUGAAGCAGGCUGAUAUUGGUAAUCUGGAUGAUUUUGAGGAAGAGAAUGAGGAAGACGAGGAGAACAGAGUGAACCAGGAGGAGAAGGCGGCCAAGAUCACAGAGAUUGUGAGGCAGCUGAAUGCUCUCAGCUCUAUAGAUGGAGAUCCAGAUGACUGCCUAAAGCAAGCAAAUAAACCUGCCUCCUCUUCUGAAGAGCUGAUCAGUAAGUUGAACUUCCUGGAUCAGGAGGACCAAGACCAGAGCAACAUGAGCUCUAACCCCUUCGAUGAACCUAAUGACCCGGUUGACCUUAACCCCUUUGGUGACCUGGAUGAGGACGAACAAUCUCCUAAGCCCCAUGUGCGGUCCACUAUCAAAGAUCAGGAGCCUGUAUAUGAUCAGAACACCGCUUAUCCCUCAAACCCAUUUGAUGAGGCUGACACAGAAAUGGAUUCCUCUCAACUUGGCAACCCAUUUGAUGAACCUGAACCCCAGCCUAAAGUUUCUCCAACCAGAAGCAGCAAGAGGAAGAAUGUCCAGCCGGUGGACAUGAGCAAAUACCUGUACGCGAACACAACCAAGACAGAGGAGGAGGAGCUAGAUGAAUCAAACCCAUUCUUUGAGCCCGGAUCCUCUGGUGCAGUCACAUCCGAGAUAGACAGCAGCAUCUCAGAGAAGAGCACCAAACAACGGGCCCCUCUGCCUCCCAGUGCUGGACCCAACCCUGUUGUGGUCCCUCGAGGCCCUGUACCAAAGACCUCAGCUCCUGAAGGAACCCCCACUCUACCGGCCCCGGCACCCUCUGCUGUCUCAGCUGUCAUAGGUAGAGAGUUGACCUCGUCCUCACCCAAGCCCAGUCCAAUUCCUAGUCCUGUUCUUGGUGGGAGGCCGAAUGCAAGUCAGUCCCUGUUGGCCUGGUGCCGUGAGGUCACGAAAAACUACAGAGGCGUCAAAAUCACCAACUUCACCACUUCCUGGAGGAACGGACUGGCAUUCUGUGCCCUGUUACACCACUUCAGACCCGCCUUAAUUGACUACAAGGCUCUCAAUCCUCAAGAUAUUAAAGAAAACAACAAAAAGGCAUAUGAUGGCUUUGCCAGUCUGGGAAUCUCUCGGCUUCUGGAGCCGUCUGACAUGGUUCUACUGGCGAUCCCAGAUAAGCUGACGGUGAUGACGUACCUGUAUCAGAUCCGUGCGCAUUUCAGUGGAGAGGAACUCAAUGUUGUGCAGAUCGAAGCCAACAGCAGUCGGAGCACAUACAAAGUUGGAGACUUUGAAACAGAUACAAACAGUUCUAUUGACCAAGACAAAUUCUACGCAGAACUUAACGAUAUUCACAGAGAGCCCACCAGUCAGGGUGCCGCAGCAACCAAUGGUGGGCAUGGUGUUCAAGAAGAGCAGGAAGUGAAGUCAGUCAUGACAGUUGAGAUAUGUGGUUCUCUAUCCGCCUCCCCAGGGGAAGUUUUAAAAGAUGUAGCUCAAUCUUUACGGGCGACUACAGCAGACCGUGACUCUCCAGCAGCUACAACGCUCACUGAACCUCACCCACGACCCGCCCAAAGCACCAGAACCAGCCUGGAGACCUCCACCAGCCAACUUCCCGCUGCAGAACAGAAAAAACUCCUCAAAGCCGAUACACUGGACAUGGGUGAUCUGUCUCACAGGCUGGAGAGAGAAAAGGAGAGAGGCCAGUUGGGUGGGUUGACUGCUGCUGACACCAGAGACUCCAGGGAGCAGCACAAGACCCCACGCCCUGGUGAAAGACAAACUCAAUCUGGGUCGCCCACGUGGCAGACCGAGUCUUCUCUAACGAGUGCACACAAACUGGGCUUCACGUAUAACAGAGACACUGAUCUUAUCAAGAAGAAGAGAGCGAGUUUGCGCCACUCUGAAUCUGACAGCACCUCAGACAGCAGUGCCCAGACAAACCACACACACACACCUGCUAAACUCACACAGGAAGUUGUACCCGCCCCAGUGUCUAACACCAGUGACGAGAAGAAGGUCCUGUCUCGUCAAGAGGAGCUGAAGGAGAGGGCCAGGCUUCUAUUGGAACAGGCCCGUAGAGAUGCUGCCAUGAAGGCUGGAAACAAAAGCACCACUAAUGCACAGUCACCAACACACACUCCACAGAUAAUUGAUUGUUUUCAUCCAUUUAGUUUGACUCAGCAUUUAUUCCAGGAGCGUGAUGAAGAACGGCGCAGGCAGCUGCGAGAGAGAGCCAGGCAGCUGAUAGCGGAGGCUCGAUCUGGAGUAAAGAUGGCUGAACUGCCUCUCUAUACUGACUCCACCUCUAUAGCCUGUAGUGCAGCUGGGAACAACUUAAAAGGAAGGUCAAAGACAGCUGGAGACGUGGUGGAUGGAAUGAGUGUGGAGGGCGAGGAUGAGGAGAUCAGGAGUGAUAUUGAGGCAGCGGCGUCUCAUGCUGAUGAUGUCACUCAUACUAACCCUGAGGAGAAACUGUCGUCUUCAUGUCUAAUGGAGGAUGAUUUUACUAACUCUGCUAGUGACCUGGCCGCUCUGGGUGUGAUGAACAGCAGGCAUGUGGACCUGAAGCUCAAGAAGCUCACAGAGAUCCGGCCACAGGGUGGCAGCUCUCCUUCAUCUUCAUCAUCUUCCUCAUCUCUGACGGCAUCCACCACUUCACCCCUCAGCCCUGAAUCAGGCGGAAUGCAGAAUAAUGUUGAUGAACUGCAUGCAGAGCGUCUUCGCAGGGCAACGGAACGUCUGCGCAGUCCCGUUGUCUUCCACAAGGAGUCUGCAGUUAGGAAAACACAGCUCAAAUCAUUCAGCCAAUACGUAGAGACCAGGCCAGAGGUUAAAAGGCAGAGAUCAGUGCCGGAAGAUCUAAAGCGGGCAGCCGAGGAGAGAGGAGCUUUGACAGAGACAGACGGACGAAAGCCAACUGAAGAUGAAAAAGCGUUCAAAGACACCAGUCAGUACGUGGUGGGAGAACUGGCGGCGCUGGAGAGCGAGCAGAGGCAGAUCGACACGCGGGCCUCGCGUGUGGAGAAGCGUCUGCGCUAUCUCAUGGACACAGGCAAUAAUAAAGAAGAGGAAGAGUCCAUGAUGCAGGAAUGGUUUACGUUGGUCAACAAGAAGAAUGCUCUGAUUCGCCGACAGAACCAGCUCUCUCUGCUGGAGAAGGAACACGAUCUGGAGAGACGCUUUGAGCUGCUGAACCGAGAAUUAAGGGCAAUGCUGGCGAUUGAAGACUGGCAGAAGACAGAGGCGCAGAAGCGCCGAGAGCAGCUGUUGCUGGAUGAGCUGGUCAUACUGGUCAACAAACGUGAUGCACUGGUCCGAGACCUAGACGCCCAGGAGAAAGAGGCUGAGGAGGAAGACGAGCACCUGGAGAGAACCCUGGAACAAAACAAAGGCAAGAUGGCAAAGAAAGAGGAGAAGUGCGUUCUUCAGUGACGGUCAUUUCCCAAGCUAAAGAAAAGGAGCAAGCUGACAUAUACACUACAAAAUCUGGAAAUGUAUUUGUGUCUUAGAGACCACAGCAUACACCUUAUUAUUGUUGUUUUAAAUCUUCACAUGUAGAUCUUUUUGCUAUCACUAAGGGCUUAAGAACUAUGCCCAGAGAUGUAUCCUGUUUUAUUAAUACCUGAGAUUUGUUAUUUCACAUACACAAAUACAAAACCUGUAUUAUUAUUAUUAUUAUUAUUAUUAUAAGGUUUGUUUUGUUGGAUUUCACAAACAAGGUACUUAAUGAACUAAUAUUUGAGGAGAUGCAAAGCUGUACAAUUUCCAAAACUUCUGACUAAAUGGUUAAAUCCAUUAUAAUACAGAUUAAUCUGAACACUGAGGCAUUCAAAGCCUUCCCAGUGUGUUUCUCUUUCUUACAGGAAAUUAUUACUCAAAGUUUCGGUACACCAUUUAACCUGGGACAUGUUUUGUUUGUGAAUAGGAUUGGGUUUCAAAAUCAUAUCACAUUUCAGUUUUAAGAAAAUCUGUCAACAUGUUCUUCUCUAACAAGAGCUGAAAUGUUUUAAUUACUCAACUUUCUAAGUGUAGAAUAUUUGAGAUGGGGGACUUGUUGCGUUUAAAAAUAUAUUUAGUGUUUUUUUUUUUUUUGUUUGGUUUUUUUAUGUUUAAUAUGUUUACUAAAAAUGUUAAAGCUUGCUUUAGUGAGAGAAAAUUAAAAUACUGCGAGUGCAUAUAAAAAAAUAAAAUAAAUGGUCAUGUUGUACAUUUCAUUUUGCUGCUGGAGGCUUAAAAAAUCUUGGAAAAAAAAACUACUUUAUUUUCAGAAGCAGUAACGAUCAGUGUAAUUUAUUACUGUUUGCUUUUAUUACUGUUUGAGACGUUUUUAAAGUAACCAUCUUCACAUUCCUGCACAUUUGCUCAAGGACUUUUAAUAUUUAUUGUAUAGUUAGAAGGGAGGCUUUUCUUGUCCGCAUAUUUCAGUUCCACGUCUUUAUUGUAUGAGCAUCACCGGUUUAUUUAUUCCAUUGUACUAUAAAUAUCACUGCUCAAUAAAAUCCAAAUGAUUUCAUACUCGAAUCAAA
Carassius carassius (crucian carp) is the source of this 5786-nucleotide messenger RNA. RefSeq names its product EH domain binding protein 1 (gene ehbp1). Gene Ontology annotation, molecular function: protein binding. The transcript is spliced from 27 exons. The coding region runs from base 760 to 4692 and encodes 1310 amino acids. The record is from RefSeq and is a predicted model, not a curated record. NCBI's taxonomy places the organism in Eukaryota, Metazoa, Chordata, Actinopteri, Cypriniformes, Cyprinidae.